Molecule: messenger RNA, 987 nt
Organism: Arachis ipaensis
Lineage: Eukaryota; Viridiplantae; Streptophyta; Magnoliopsida; Fabales; Fabaceae
Source: RefSeq, a predicted model, not a curated record
AUGGUUUAUGUGGACUACUUGGUCUUGACGGGUAAUGACCUUGCUGAGAUUAAUUCAAUCAAGCAGCUACUUGAUAAAAAAUUCAAAAUUAAAGAUUUGGGGGACUUGAAGUACUUCCUAGGCAUGGAAGUGGCCCGCUCAUCAAAAGGGAUCCAUCUUUGUCAACGCAAGUAUGCCUUAGACAUCCUCAAGGACUUUAGCUUCUUAGAGUGCAAGCUAGCUAGCACUCCAAUGGAUUACACUUCUGCAUCAAAAUUGUCAUGGAAAAGCGGCACUGCAUUAGAAGAUCGAGCCCCAUACAGACAACUGGUUGGCAGGCUCUUGUACUUGACCAACACAAGGCCAGAUUUAGCUUACGCAAUGGGAAGACUUAGUCAGUUCAUUGAUUAUCCCACAGAUGUACACCUGCAAGCUGCUCACAGGGUGCUGCGAUACUUAAAAGGAUGUCCCUCAGUUGGUUUGUUCUUCCUGGCUGACAAUGAUCUUAAACUCAUAAGGUUCUCAGUUGUAGACUGGGCAACAUGUGCAGACUCCAAAAAAUCCAUCACUGGCCAUUGCUUCUACAUUGGAAAGUCACUCAUCAGUUGGAAAAGCAAGAAACAGGACACUGUUGCGAGGUCGUCCUCAGAAGCUGAGUACAGAGCUCUGGCCCUGGCAACAUGUCAAGCUCAAUGGCUAUCUUACAUCAUGAAUGAUUUGGGCAUGCCACUGACAGAGUCCAUCACACUUUUCUGCGACAAUAGAUCAGUCAUCCACAUAGCCACUAAUCCUAUCUUCCAUGAGAGAACUAAGCACAUCGAGGUUGAUUGCCACACUGCUCGGAACCAGCAUCUCUCAGGUCUCACACACCUAAUGCCGGUUUCUUCAUCGAAUCAGUUGGCUGACUUCCUUACCAAGGCUUUAGCCCCUGGUCCCUUCUUAAGCAACAUUUCCAAACUAGGCCUUUUAGAUAGUCACAGUCCUAGUUUGAGGGAGGCUGUAACUUAA